Nicotiana tabacum (common tobacco) is the source of this 357-nucleotide messenger RNA. RefSeq lists its product as uncharacterized. The record is from RefSeq and is a predicted model, not a curated record. NCBI's taxonomy places the organism in Eukaryota, Viridiplantae, Streptophyta, Magnoliopsida, Solanales, Solanaceae.
AUGGAGAUGGACUUAGCCGGCGAGAAGAGGUUGCUACAACUCAACGAGCUUGAUGAAUUCUGGUUGUAUGCAUAUGAAAACGCUAAAUUAUAUAAAGAAAAGACCAAGAGGUGGCAUGAUAAGCAUAUUCAACAUCGCGAGUUUGAGCCAGGUCAGGAAGUUCUCUUGUUCAAUUCAAGGCUAAAGCUUUUUCCCGGGAAGCUUAAGUCUCGAUGGUCGGGUCCUUUUGAAGUGGUUAGUGUGAAACCUCAUGGAGUAGUGGAAUUGCAUGAUAUGAGCUCCAAUGCAACAUUCUUGGUAAAUGGGAAGAGAGUAAAAUAUUAUUGGGGUGGUGACAUUACAUAUCGCAAGACUUAG